Gracilinanus agilis (Agile Gracile Mouse Opossum) is the source of this 1763-nucleotide messenger RNA. RefSeq names its product collectrin, amino acid transport regulator (gene CLTRN). The transcript is spliced from 6 exons. NCBI's taxonomy places the organism in Eukaryota, Metazoa, Chordata, Mammalia, Didelphimorphia, Didelphidae. The record is from RefSeq and is a predicted model, not a curated record. The coding region runs from base 39 to 716 and encodes 225 amino acids.
UUUUUUCCCCUUUGCCUUAAGGUUUCUACUCUGACAGGAUGUUAGUAGCUUUGUUACCUAUUUUGUCCCUGGUUACUGUUAUUCAUGCUCAGCUCUGUCAACCAGAUGCAAAAAAUGCUUUUAAAGUGAGAGUUAGUCUCAAAACUGCCCUGGGAGAUAAAGCAUAUGCCUGGAAUGAAAAUGAAGAAUACUUAUUCAAGGCAAUGGUGGCUUUUUCUAUACGAACAUUUUCCAACAGAGAAAAAAUAGAAAUUUCCAAUGUCCUGCUUUGCAAUGUAACGAAGCGUGUAUCUUUCUGGUUUGUAGUCACAGACCCUUCUAAAAAUCAGACGGUUCCUGCAGAUGAGGUACAGGCAGCCAUAAGGAUGAACAGAAAUAGAAUCAAUAAUGCUUUCUUUUUGGAUGAUCAGACAUUGGAAUUCCUAGAAAUUCCUGCCACUCUUGGACCUCCCACUGAGCCAUCAACCCCUAUUUGGGUUAUCGUAUUUGGUGUGGUAUUUUGCCUUGUCAUAGUUGGAAUUAUAUUACUGAUUAUAUCAGGAAUCCGUCAACGGAAAAGGAAAAGCAAAGCUUCGAUGGAAACAGUUGAUGUUGAAGACAAAUGUGAAACAAUGGUGACAAUAGAAAACGGAAUUCCCUGCGAUACGCUAGAUUCCAAAGAAGGACGCUUUAACAGAGCCUUUGCAGCAGAAGAUGAAAAACUCACACCAUUAUGAGAAGCUGUUACUUCCUUUUGCCCUAAAGAAACUCAGUGUUGCUGCUGACCAUCUAAAAAUAUCAGGAAUUAGAGAUUUUCUUUUUUGACUGGGCUUUUUUUUUUGUAAGAAAUUUGGAUGACCAGAACAAGUGAAGAAGAAAUUGACUCUAUAAGUAGUUGAUAAAGAUAAUUUUAAUCUUAAGACAUCAAUUAAACAAACUAUUAUAAAAUACUUUCCUGAGAAUACAAGGUUUAAGAAUGUUCAUAUGAUGUGCUUAGUUAUUGAUUUUAAAAUGUCUGUACUACUUGCUCAUUUUUCUUUAAAGAGCAGGACAAGGACUUCUUGAUAUGUUUAACCACUGACUUAUAAAAACACACACAUACACACACAACAUUUAAAAGUUUAAUCUGCAUUAAAACAUUUUCUUCAUCAUUUUUUAAGCCUAAACUAUUGGUGAGGGAACCCAAUAAAUCAAGCCUUGAUUUGUAGCAUUUGCUGAUUUUUAAGGUGUAAAUGCUCUGCUUGAAAAUUUAACAAUCAGCUCUUUUGAGCAGAUUUCAGUAUACCCUUGCUAUUACCACUUUUUUACCUGGGUCACUGGGUAAAUCCCUCUCUGGGACUUCUUUUCCUCAUCUGUAAAGUGAAAGAGUUGGACAAGUUGAUAUCUAGGAACCAGUUUAACUCCAAAACUUUGCUCUUAUAAUCUUAGUUGUCUAUAUGCUUAGACGAUCAAAGUAGAAUUUUUGUUUGUACUAUGGAAAUGACAAAUACUGAUUACAGUGCCUAAAAUAUUAUCUGUUUUUGCUUUGAGUAGGCAUUUUGCCUAUUAGUGCUAGGUAAGUGAGGAAGGAUUAAAAGCUUUUCUUUUAUAUGAGCUUGAUAAAAAUGGGUGUGGAUGAGAUAGAGAGAGGAAUUUGGUCCUAUUAACAUGUAAAUAGUUCCUAAUAUAUUUUCCCAAAGACAAAGUUCGAUUCAACAUACCAUUUCUACUAUUUGACUACUUUUUGCAAUUUUUAAGUUCAUGACACAGACAUAAACCAUUUAAUAAAAGUAUUAAAAGUUGCA